Mytilinidion resinicola is the source of this 1353-nucleotide messenger RNA. Its product is annotated as major facilitator superfamily transporter. The transcript has 7 exons. Bases 1 to 1353 code for a protein of 450 amino acids. Gene Ontology annotation, biological process: transmembrane transport. Gene Ontology annotation, molecular function: transmembrane transporter activity. Gene Ontology annotation, cellular component: membrane. Lineage: Eukaryota; Fungi; Ascomycota; Dothideomycetes; Mytilinidiales; Mytilinidiaceae. The record is from RefSeq and is a predicted model, not a curated record.
AUGCCGGCAGCACCGACAGCAGAAUCCUCUUCAGCGCCAGCCACAGGCCAAUUCGCCGUCUUUUCGAAAAGCCAGCGAUGGUAUAUUGUCGCCUUAAACGCCGGAGCAGGCUGGUUCUCAACGCUGAGCAGUUUCAUUUACUACCCAGUUUUGUCGAUUUUAGCGGAAGAUCUGCAGACAUCAAUUGCGCGCAUUAACUUCACAGUGACUUCAUAUCUCGCUAUAUCUGGCGUGGCCCCGUCUAUAGCUGGAGAUGCUUCCGAAAUGUUUGGGAGACGGCCGGUCUACCUGGUCACGCUUUCCCUAUAUUUUUGUGCAAAUGUAGGAAUCGCGCUUCAGAAGUCUUUCGUUGCGCUUCUCCUGUUGCGAAUGCUCCAGAGUGCUGGGAUUUCAGGCACCUUUUCGGUUGCGUAUGGCGUUAUUGCAGACAUCGCGACUCCGGCAGAGCGAGGUGCCUUCGUAGGAGCUCUCUCAUUUGGCAUUACGACGGCUCCCAGCUUCGGACCCCUUCUUGGAGGCGUCCUCGCAUACCGAGCAGCUAUUGUCCUUGUGUUGAUAGUUCUCACCCUUCCAGAAACAGCUCGAUCCGUCGUCGGGAACGGUUCGAAUGCGCCUUCGAAAUGGUCAAGGCCGCUUAUUCCGAACGUCAUGCGACCAUGGAAAAAAGAAUCGCCUGAGCCCUCCACCAUCAUUUACAAGAAAAAGGGAUUUCCCAAUCCGCUCAAGACGUUGGUUGUUCUUUCUCGUCUGGAUACGGCUGUAAGCAUUACGGCUGGUAGUAUUCUUUACAUGAUAUUCUGUGCCUCGCAUGCAUCUCUCUCGACGACAUUAAUAUAUAUCUACAACCUGAAUGACAUAGAAGCUGGUUUGAUUUACCUUCCUUACGGCGCUAGUUGUCUUGUAUCAACUCUCAUGUCCGGGAAGUUCCCUAUUGAAGAAGCCAGGAUGAGAAGCAUUUUCGUACCGACGUUCCUUGCAACGUUUUCCAUGAUUGGAUACGGUUGGGCCGUUCACUACCACGCCCAUCUCUCCAUUCCUAUGAUUCUCCAAUUCUUGACUGGACUCGGCAUUCAGACAUGUUUCAAUUACAACAACACUCUCCUGGUUGACAUCAACCACGAGGCACCGGCAACGGCACAAGCAUCAUUCAAUUUAGUUAGAUGUAUCAUGGCGGCCUUAGCGACUGGGGUAAUCCAAUAUAUGAUCGAUGGAAUUGGCUUUGGGUGGUCUUUCACUAUCUUCGGGGGCUCGGCCGCGAUUUCUGCUCUUCUAUACUUUGUGGAAAUGAAGAGAGGGAUGCGGUGGAGAGUUGGAAACCGAAAAGAAGAUGCUGAGCAAGUUGCUCCGCCGUGA